AUGUCUCCAUACGCGAUCUUCGUACUUCUGGCACUUCUAGCUAUCACCUCUGCAAAGAACAGUGAUACCAUAAGUGUCGGAGGACCUUUUGACUGGAACAACUAUAACUACACCAGUGGAAACGGAAACGGAACCAUAUCCGUGAAAGUCCCUAAUGGAGGCAAUGGCGGAAAUAACAAUGGUGGAAAUAAUGGGCAGCCUGGCGAUGAAGACGAUGAUUAUCAUCCGAACAUACCCCGCGUAAAUUAAUA
Molecule: messenger RNA, 251 nt
Organism: Strongylus vulgaris
Lineage: Eukaryota; Metazoa; Nematoda; Chromadorea; Rhabditida; Strongylidae
Source: the annotation of a GenBank genome assembly